Messenger RNA from Penicillium daleae, 948 nucleotides. Its product is annotated as class I SAM-dependent methyltransferase. NCBI's taxonomy places the organism in Eukaryota, Fungi, Ascomycota, Eurotiomycetes, Eurotiales, Aspergillaceae. The annotation marks the transcript as partial. The transcript has 7 exons. The record is from RefSeq and is a predicted model, not a curated record. Gene Ontology annotation, molecular function: methyltransferase activity.
AUUCUUUCCUCUUCAAGGAACCCAGAUUCGCAGACGGUAGAGUUAGACCGUCAAUUCCUCGAUACUGUCACCGUCCAUGGCCGCGAGUACCAGAAAUAUUCGAUUGACAACCGCAUAUAUUUCGGCCCGAUUGACGAGGAGGAGGCGCAGCGUCUUGAUUAUCAACAGCGGGUGUUCCAAAGAAUUUUCGACGACCGACUAAUAUUUCCACCCAUUCAUCGGCUGCGAAGGGUACUGGACUGCGGCCACGGGGCUGCAUCAUGGGCAGUAGAAGUUGCUGAACAGCAUCCGAAUUGCGAAUUGUUGGCCAAGGUCAUUGGCGUAGAUAUUGCCCCGCACAUGAGCCCAGACGAUGUGCCUAAUAAUUUGUGGCUCCAGGUCGACGACCUGAAUCGACGAUUCACAUUUCCUGCCAACCACUUCGAUCUCGUUCAUUCUCGACUCCUCGCAACCGGGAUUCAUCGUUCUCGAUGGCCAUCAUACAUCCGUGAUAUCGUCAGGGUGCUGAGGCCAGGAGGAUGGGUCCAAAUGACCGAGAUCUAUUUCAACGUGCAAUCCGACAACGGUUCCAUCACUGACCAACAUGCCUUGCGACGAUGGAGCACUCACUACAUGCGUGCAUUGGAGGACCGGAAAGAUAUCCGAGUCGGAUCCAGGCUGCGCAGCUUUUUUGAGGAAGUAGGAUUGGUGGAGAUCGACGCCAAGAUGAUACCGCUUCCUCUAUCGGCAUGGUCGAGUGAUCCCAGGAUGCGGGACAUCGGCCAGUAUAAUAGCGAAAACAUCCGACAACUUCUGCGAUCACUUGCGUUGUACCCUCUGACCCAACGUUUGCAUAUGUCGACAGAAAGUUUUGACAGAUUGGCGGAGCAAGCACAGGAAGAGGCCAGGAAUCACUCGCUGAAGGCAUACUUUCCAUUAUACGUUUGCAUCGGGCGUAAACCGAGAUAA